This is a messenger RNA of Solanum dulcamara, 2634 nucleotides long. RefSeq lists its product as uncharacterized. The coding region runs from base 80 to 1756 and encodes 558 amino acids. Lineage: Eukaryota; Viridiplantae; Streptophyta; Magnoliopsida; Solanales; Solanaceae. The transcript has 3 exons. Gene Ontology annotation, molecular function: protein binding. The record is from RefSeq and is a predicted model, not a curated record.
GUGUGAUUUUAGUUUUUUUUUUUCUCUCAGCUAGAUUCUCUGAAUCUUACUUGUCAUUUCUCUUUUCUCAGGCCACGGCAUGGCUCUGCUCUGCCCCAUUUCUCAAACAGAUGAAGAAAUUGCUAAAAAACCAAGAAUUUCUCAUACUGAUUCGUCCGAUCCAACAUCCCGAUUGCCCGAUCAUGUCCUCCAUUCGAUUUUUUCCUACCUUACAUCUGAAGAGCUCUUUCAAGUCCGCCUUGUUUCCAAAAAUUGGCAUCGCAACACACCUUCAUACUUCCCUCUAGAAUUCGACGAAUCAAUCUUCUUUGAAAUCACUCCAACUACACCCGCUGCCGUUAUACAAGAAUCACACAACAAGUUCUUGGAAUGGAUCCGUUCUUCUCUCGACACUUGCCAAUCUGAGUUAAACAAGGCUGAGAAAAGGGUAAUUCGUGCUCAAUUAACACAUCAUGAUAAUAUCAACGAUCUAAUGAAAUUGAUCGACGGAAUUGAUUUUCAUGAGGUGUAUUUGAAAUUUGGGUGUUUUAAUUACUGGAUUCCGUUUAUUUUUCAGUCAAAAUGUCUUACAGUUCUUCAUCUAACUCGAUGUGGAAUCUAUAAACGUUUGUUUAAUGGUGAAGCAAAUUUUGUUUCUUUGCAACAAGUAGAUUUGGAUAAUGUUAAUUUAAGUGGAGAAGCUCUAUCAGAGUUUAUUAGUAAGUGCCCUAAUAUUAGAGAAUUGAGAUUGGUGAAUUGCAAGGUGCUAAGGUCUCUAGUGUUACCUAAAGUAGAUCAUUUGAAGAAGCUUUAUGUGCAGUUGGUGGGUUCUUAUCCUUCUAUUACCGAUGUCCAAGUUGUUGCCCCGAGUUUACAAGUGUUCCAUUUUGUUCAGUAUAAUAGCAGCAACAAAGUUGCAGUUAAUAUGGAUAUUCGAGCUUGUAGAAUGUUGCGGGAAUUUCACUUGGAAUGUAACCUAUUUCCUGUGGGUCUUGAUCAUGAACACUUCAUUUCAGAUUUUCCUCAUCUUGAGAAUCUAAUGCUUGGCCCUUGUGAGACAUCAAAGCGUGUCAAAAUUUCGAGUCCAUCCCUUAGAAAAUUAACCUUAAUGUUCACACAACUGUAUAAUUAUAAUUAUUCAAGGAAAAGUGUAGUUUCAGUUCCCAAUUUAUGUUCUUUCCAAUAUGUCGGUAGAACAUUUAAAUCAUCUUUAGCUCCAAGUGAAACUCCAAAGUUUUUGAAGACCUUCGGCAUUUCUUUGGUUCCUCAAAUUGAGAAGAUCAAUAGAGCUUGGUUCCUCCAAUUGAGAAGUCAUCUUACAAAAAUUAACAACCGUAUAAGAUUGGCCUUAAUCAUUCGUGAUCAGACAAGUUUUUUUGAACUGGGCAAACAAGGACAUAAAUUGUGGAGCAUAUCAAUUGGACGAAUUCCAACACAAGUGCUACCUCAUAUCGAACACUUAAAGCUAGACAUAAGGCUCAAAGUUGUUCCACAGGAAUCCCAUGGAUGCUUGCUGAAAUAUGCAAUUGACAACUUACUUUGGAUGUCUCGUCCAAAUGCAUUGACUCUAUCAAUGCCAGCUAGUUUUGCUGCAUUUGCACUUGGAAUCUGCAACGAGUUUUUGAUAAGCAGAAGGGAAGGCAACUGCUGCACAGAUAUUCAGAACAAGUGCUGGCACCAUUACCUAAAGGAUUUCAUGGUUAGAGAAGUAGUUACCGAUGAAAAGGAAGAGGCAAAGAAGUUCAGUUUCGUAUUUACUUGGCAAUUAUUAAGUUAGGUCACUCUCUUUUCUGUUCGCAAAAUUGAGAUACUUUGUUUAUUCUGUUCGCCAAAUUGAGAUACUUUGUAGUAAAACAUCUGUGUUUGAGUAAAAGCAAAUUAUACCAUAUAUUUUGCCUUAUCUAAAUUCAUGUAAUUUGAAUUUGUGAAUAAAAGGUCUUCAUGCGAAGGUAUAGUCUAUCAGAAAAAUGAGAGGGAUAGACACAACAAGAAGCUCUUUGUGUGUUUGAGAUUAAGAAAAAUGUACUUGUAUCAUUGUAUGUAAUAUCCAGUUAUGCUACAAGAGAAAUGCUGUCUCUUAAUUCCAAAUCUAGGAUAUAUUAAUGUACCAUAGUGAAUGUACCUCUUUAAGAAAAUCAGCAACUACCCUAGGAGUUGGUAAACAUCAUUUUAGUUACUUAGAGUGUUGAUCUUUUUUGAUAGUUGUGAGUUGUCAAUCUGACUUUGAAGUAGAAGUGGUUAAAGGUACAGGGAGAAAGCAGAGGAUUAUGCUUCUAUAGAAACAAAGCAAUUCAACAAAGAAGGCGCUGAAUAAAGCUUAGUGAACAAGAGUUCAUUGCCUUAUAUUAGUUUUCGACAUUUCCGAAAAUAUUGCUUCGGACAUGGCCUACUUUGCCUUGUGUCUUGUUAUUUUGUUGUCAUAUUAUUCUUGCAAUUCUGCUUUGGAAAAAUUUCAUUUGAGUCAAAGUUGUAUUGAAAACAACCUCUCUACCUCAUAAAGUAGGGUAAGGUCAACAUAUAUCCUACGAAUUACACUUGAUUCUAUCAAUACCAGCUUAGCGUUGCUGCAUUUGCACAUGUAACGUUCUCACGCAUACAUAUGUUUCUUGUUUAUUUCGUUUAAGAUUAUAAAUAAAAAUCCUCUAUAUUAUAGCA